GCCACACGCUCUCUCGAAUGUUGUCAAAAAGGGUACAAACGGGACCCGCGGCUCCCACACGACCAGCUAAAAUGAGGACGCCAACGUUGGUGCUCACAGGCCUGUUGCUGCUGCUGCUGGCGUCCGGCCGGGCCGACGACAAGCAUGGUGAGACUGAAAGCGCCACGGAGAAGAGCCCCCGAGAUGCCCGGGAGGAAGUCGAAGAAGCGCCCAAGAAUGAGAAGGGCAGCGAAAUCCGGGAGGACAACAACGUGAUGGUGCUCCAUGGCAACAACUUUGCCAGGGCGCUCAACCAGACUGCCUUUUUGCUGGUGGAAUUUUACGCGCCGUGGUGCGGCCACUGCAAGCAGCUGGAGCCCGUCUUCGCCGAAGCGGCCGACAAGCUGAAGAAGGACGGGCCCGGUGUGGCCUUGGCCAAAGUGGACGCCACCGACGAGAAAGAGCUGGCCGAGGAGUUUGCCGUGUCCAGCUUCCCCGUUCUCAAACUCUUUGUCCACGGCGACCGAAAGAACCCCAUUGACUUCACCGGUAAGAGGACAGUCACGGGAAUCAUCCAGUGGAUGAAACGUCGCAGUGGUCCUGGCGCAACAGUCCUGGCCAAUGCUAGCUCUGCCGCCAGCUUUGUUGAUGCCCACAACAUCACUGUCGUGGGAUUUUUCAAGAGUUUAGAAAGCGACGCCGCUAAGGAGUUUUCUGAGGUGGUUAUGGACAUUACUGAUACGGAAUUCGCCAUUACGACGUCUCCGGAGGUUUUCCAGGAGUAUGAAUUGAAAUCCGACACGGUCGUGCUUUUCAAAAAGUUUGACAACGGUAGAGUGGAUUACGCUCUGCCCGACGAUAGCAAGCUGGACAAAAGCAAUCUGACCAACUUUAUCCAAGAAAACAGCUUGGAUCUAAUCAUCCCCUUCACUAAGGAGACGGGGGAUAAAAUCUUCAGCUCCAGCAUUCGCCUUCACUGCCUGCUCUUCAUCAACUCCACAGUGGAGAGCCACACGGCACUCGUGGACCAAGUCCGGACCGUCGCCAAGGCCUACAAGGGCAAGAUGCUGUUCAUCACGAUCGAUUUGUCGGGCGAUGUGUCGUUCGUGCUUGAAUUUUUCGGCGUGUCGGCGGCUGACGUGCCCACGGCUCGCAUCAUCAGCAUGGAUACGGGCAAGAAGUUCAAACUGGACACGGCGGAUCUCUCCGCCGACCUGCCGCCAUUUUGUCAGAAGGUUCUGGAUGGUACGGCCAAGCCUUACUAUCGCAGUCAAGACGUGCCCGAGGACUGGAAUAAAGAACCCGUUAAGGUCCUGGUGGGGAAGAAUUUCGAGUCUGUUGCUCUGGAUCCAGCAAAGAACGUCUUUGUGGAGUUUUAUGCUCCCUGGUGCGGCCACUGCAAGGACUUGGCCCCCAUCUGGGACCAGCUGGGCCAAAAGUACGCCGGGCAUGAUGACAUCAUCAUCGCCAAGAUGGAUUCCACGGCCAAUGAGCUGGAGGCCGUCACCAUCAACGGCUUCCCCACGCUCAAAUAUUUCCCCGCUGGUGGAAAGGAGGCGGUGGAGUACUCGGGGAACCGUGAUCUGGAGACAUUGUCCAAGUUUCUGGACAACGGAGGAGUUUUGCCCAAGGAAGACGACGAUGAAGAUGAUGACGAUGAAGCAAAAGAGGGCGAGUCUUUGGAGACAGCUGCCAACACAACAUCUGAUAAAGAUGAACUUUGAUGACAUUUUUCAUGUUUUUAACUCAAUAAAACUCCUUUGAUCGGGGGAAUCGAAGCCAU
Hippocampus comes (tiger tail seahorse) is the source of this 1762-nucleotide messenger RNA. Its product is annotated as protein disulfide-isomerase-like. The transcript has 11 exons. Gene Ontology annotation, biological process: response to endoplasmic reticulum stress; protein folding. The record is from RefSeq and is a predicted model, not a curated record. Gene Ontology annotation, molecular function: protein disulfide isomerase activity. Lineage: Eukaryota; Metazoa; Chordata; Actinopteri; Syngnathiformes; Syngnathidae. Bases 18 to 1703 code for a protein of 561 amino acids. Gene Ontology annotation, cellular component: endoplasmic reticulum.